ACCUGUACCGAUCCUGGACCUUACAGCCCGGGAGCAUAGCAGCCCGUAGCAGUCCCAGCGUGUCCCUCCCAGCCAAGAGACACACUGAAGGGCUGUCGCGGGCGAGGCACAGGCCAACGCGACUAGAAAUCAGGCUGACUGGCUUCUCCGGACCAGCCCCACGGCAGGGCAUGAUGUCAUGGGAGCUGCCACUCAGCGAGAUGAAAGGGAUGCGGCGCAGCAGCGCUGGCACUAGGCAGCCCAGCUGGGGCACCGCGAGAGAGAGCUGCAGAUCCAGCCGCUCAGCCGAGGCCAGGGAAGCCUGCUUUCCAGAGCUGGGGCAGAACAACGUGGCCCACGUUUAACAAAAGAACCAGACGGUAGCGAACUUUCUAGAUCUGCGUGCUUAGUGAGUAAGCUCAGCCUUGCCUUUGAUGCGCAGCAACUGAUCGGCGAUCAGAUUACAGGCACUCCAUCUCCUAGUCCGCCUGCCUUUGAUCUGCGCGGGUAAUCCAUUUUCCUGGAUUUGAAGUUUGUCUGGGCUUGCGCCCACACACAUUUUUGGGAAGGUAAAAGCGUUUGGCGCGGAAGUGCUACCAAGCUGCGGAAAGCGUGAGUCCCGGAGCACAGCACUGGCGAGUAGCAGGGAUAAACACAUCUGGUGAGAGCCAUGGCGCUCAAGGUCCUACUGGUACACAGGAUGAUGGUCUUCACUGCCAUUCUCCUCCUAGUCCACUUGUCCUGUAAAGUGAAUUGUGAAACCGGAGAUUGCAGACAGCAAGAAUUCAUGGAUCGAUCUGGAAACUGUGUCCUCUGCAAACAGUGUGGACCUGGCAUGGAGUUGUCCAAGGAAUGUGGCUUCGGCUAUGGGGAGGAUGCACAGUGUGUGCCCUGCAGGCCGCACAGGUUCAAGGAAGGCUGGGGCUUCCAGAAGUGUAAGCCGUGUGUGGACUGUGCGCUUGUGAACCGCUUUCAGAGGGCCAACUGCUCACAUACCAGUGACGCUGUCUGCGGGGACUGCUUACCAGGAUUUUACCGGAAGACCAAACUGGUUGGUUUUCAAGACAUGGAGUGUGUGCCCUGCGGAGACCCACCUCCUCCCUACGAACCACACUGUACCAGCAAGGUGAACCUUGUGAAGAUCUCAUCCACUGUCUCCAGCCCCCGGGACACGGCGCUGGCUGCUGUCAUCUGCAGUGCUCUGGCCACGGUGCUACUCGCCCUGCUCAUCCUGUGUGUCAUCUACUGCAAGAGGCAGUUCAUGGAGAAGAAACCCGGCUGGUCUCUGCGGUCACAGGAUAUUCAGUACAAUGGCUCUGAGCUGUCAUGCUUUGACCAGCCUCGGCUCCGCCACUGUGCCCACAGAGCAUGCUGUCAAUAUCAUCGGGACUCAGCCCCAACAUAUGGGCCUAUUCAUCUGAUUCCAUCCUUGUGCUGUGAGGAGGCGCGCAGCUCUGCGCGAGCUGCGCUUGGCUGCGGGCUGCAUUCUACCGCUACCCUUCAGGAGAGAAACGUGGCUUCUGUGGGGGACACGAUGCCAGCCUUCUUCGGGUCUGUUUCCCGUUCCAUCUGCGCUGAGUUUUCGGAUGCCUGGCCUCUGAUGCAGAAUCCUCUGGGUGGUGACAGCUCUCUCUGUGACUCUUAUCCUGAACUCACUGGAGAAGAUAUCAAUUCUCUCAAUCCCGAAAACGAAAGUUCAACAUCUCUGGAUUCCAAUGGUGGCCAGGAUCUGGCUGGGACAGCUGCUCCAGAUUCUCCUGGAAAUAUGUCAGAAUCUACUGACUCACCUAGAUAUGGUGAUACUGAUACAGUCUGGGAGCAGACUCUAGUUCAGGAUGCUCAAAGGACUCCAAGCCGAGGAGGCUGGGAAGGCAGGGAGAACCUGAAUCUAGCCACGCCUACAGCCUUCCAGGAUGCCUGAAGGCCAUCUUCCUGACCUGGAGGUGUGGGUAGGGACACGCCUGUGGUGAGGCUUACAGACUGAGCAGUCUUGACCUUCUAUGGAAGGAAAAAUAAACCUGAACCAAGCCGGCAGCAUUUCCAUCCUUUCAGCCGGCAGCAUUUCCAUCCUUUCAGCCACUUGCCUCUGAGCCAGACCAGCUGUAAGCUGAAACCCCAGCAAGAAACAAGGAGAGACUGUAGGCGGCCUCGAGACCUGCGCUUCUUCCUAAACAAGAACCUUAGCUGGGGCCAAUUUGAAGGACCCAUGGGUGGAAUGUGCUGCCUGCGAGAUUGUGGGCACGGCAGAACCCAGCCUGGCUCCUUCUUACGUUCAUGGUGAAUGUGGUUUCACAAGACCCAGAGUAUAAACUUUCAUAGACAUUCUCUUUUAGAAAUAAUCCAUUACCCUGUGAAAAAGCCUUUAGCAGAUGACUUUGAUUUUUAGGCAGAGCUCUCGGUGUUUUUGUUGAAGAAAGGCACUUUCUAAUCAGCAGAUUGGUAUACUUCAGUGGUUUGAAGGGGCUUUGUAGCCCUGCCUGAACUGUAGUUUGGUGAAGUUGACUGGCCUAUCCCUUACGAGCAGUUCCUUUGGCCUCUUCCCCAACAAUGUACAACAGCAUUGACCGGAGAGGAAGUCUUGGUUAUUGAAAGUGGCUGUGAAUGUGGUUAAGAAUAUAGCAGGUCGGGAGGUGGAGAGAUAGAAGAGCAGAGGGCAUCACUGUAAAGUUAAAACCACCUACUAUGCAUAUCCUGAAGCCUGGCUGUGAACAUGGUCACUAUGAAUGCCUGUAUUAGUGCUGCCCUGUGCUAAAUUUCCAAGGUCCAGAUUUCUUAUAUAGAAAGGAGGAAGGAGAUAUUUAUGAGUCUAGUAAUCUGUGAUUUACACCAGAGCUUAUACAAAAGGCUUCAGCACACCGAGCACCCUUCUGAAGAGUCCUUCAGUGAGAACGCACUGCACAUUAGAACCAGACAUGGAAGAGCAUGGUUGGCCCAGUCUGGGAGAACCGAAUCCCUGCUGCCAUCUAGUCUAACCAAGGCUUUGUAAUACAGCAUUCUGAUGUGGGAUGCUGUAUAAGGUAUUCCCUCUUCUUCCAUGAUGGCAUUUACCUUCCAGAACAAUCUCUAAGGCUAAGGAAGAACUAGGGCUCAUUUUCUCUCAUCCUUUGCCCUACGGCUUCAUUGAGCAAGAUAUCCUUGGUUUCCAAUUUGAACUUACAUGAGUAGAUCUGACCUCAGCCUUUCAACCCUCUGCUGUUGCUCUGUUCCAUUCACACUUUAAAAGGAGCCUGAUCUGUGAGCAUCAGUGUAAGAGAAUUCACUAGCCUGUUUGUUCUGAAGCUGCCCUGCUUAAAUCGAGCUCUUUUACUGAACUCUAACACCAAACAUCGAGAUGCUAUCUUCCUAUGCUUGGUUUUUUUUUUUUUUAAUCUUCUGUUUACCCCGAUGGUUUUCUCUUCCUGUAGCCUCUCUCUAUUCCUAAUUAUAGCUUUUUGAUGUGUGUCUUCUGGCCUGUCUAUAUCUAUUGCUUCUCAUGCGGUCUGUUCUUUUACCAGAUGUAGGAGGAACACUAUCAUAGAGCAUCCCGUGGUAGCCUACAUCUGCUUGUAUGUCCCCAUGGUGUCCAGACAUAACCUAUUGACAUUUUUGUUUGUGUGUCCCCAACCGUUAUUAUGAGAACUGACUUUAGGGAUGUCGUAAAGUAUUUAGGAUUUAAGCAGCAGACGUCCAUGAGGAUGCAAGCUGAGCUCCCCUGAGUGGCCUCCACAUGCACAUGUGUGUGUCAUUGCUUGCAACCCAAUCAUCUCUGUUAUGACAGGGAUGAUCAAAGCCAGCAGGGUUGUGUUCCUUUGUGUAACCUGAAGAUAUUUUCCACAUGCCGAGCCCUGAUGGACUUCAAAGACAGACACAGCUGGGGAAAGCCAGUCUGACGGAAGGGAGACUCUGGCCCAAAAUCCUGAAACAUCACUUUUAAUCAGAAGAGAAAUCCUGAGGGUUAAAAAUUGAUUUCAUUUGAUACUGCACUUGGAAGAUCUUGGAUUAGCAUAAGAAAGGAGACAUCCUCCCACCAGACACUCUAGAGACAUGCAAUGUUGUUUUACAUUUCACAUUCUUUGCAAACAAGAGGGAAAAACUACAACCUGCACUUCACAUUAUUGGAACAUCUUACAAGGCUGUUUACAUAAGAACUGGUGUUCUGAUGUCAGACACUGGUAUAGAGAGGCAUCUGAGAUGUAGAGGGCACCAGCGCCACCUUUCACAUUGCAGAAGCCAGGACAAGGACUUUUGAAUCAGUCAGGUCAAGUCAUGUGUUUUCUAUUUUGAAUAUAUGGAAUAUAUUUUGAAUGGUGGUAUUUUCUACUUUGAAGAGUUACUGCUGCUGUUAGUGUAAGUGCUGCUGUCUGUGUUAGAAGAAAAAGAACAGAAAAGGAAAGAGAAACAAUCAUGGCUCUUAAGAUAGUUUGUUUCAGCUUAGAUUUCAUCACAACUGUUUUACAUACUGGAAUUUAUCAAUUGUAAAGUUAUCGCUUUCCAAUAUAAACCUUUUUUAGUGCUUUUUUAAAAUUUUGAAUAAAAUUGAUACUUGUUAUUCUUA
Mastomys coucha (southern multimammate mouse) is the source of this 4513-nucleotide messenger RNA. RefSeq names its product TNF receptor superfamily member 19 (gene Tnfrsf19). The record is from RefSeq and is a predicted model, not a curated record. Gene Ontology annotation, cellular component: plasma membrane. The transcript has 10 exons. NCBI's taxonomy places the organism in Eukaryota, Metazoa, Chordata, Mammalia, Rodentia, Muridae. Gene Ontology annotation, molecular function: signaling receptor activity; protein binding. Gene Ontology annotation, biological process: positive regulation of JNK cascade; positive regulation of canonical NF-kappaB signal transduction. The coding region runs from base 650 to 1900 and encodes 416 amino acids.